Molecule: messenger RNA, 1702 nt
Organism: Puntigrus tetrazona (Sumatra barb)
Lineage: Eukaryota; Metazoa; Chordata; Actinopteri; Cypriniformes; Cyprinidae
Product: transcription termination factor 1a, mitochondrial
Exons: 4
Coding region: 285-1391 (368 amino acids)
Biological process (GO): regulation of DNA-templated transcription; termination of mitochondrial transcription
Cellular component (GO): mitochondrial matrix
Molecular function (GO): double-stranded DNA binding
Source: RefSeq, a predicted model, not a curated record
GCGCUGCUCUCCACCCGAACUCACCCGAACAGAGCCGAACAGAGCCGAGGAGGCGCGGGGGACGUCACGUGCUGGUCGGGAGGACGGGUUCAAGGUUCACUUCAGCUCCGAUCGACUAAAAGCGCCUUAUAAUCACUCCGAGAGCUCGUCGUUCAUGACACGUCACUGCUCUUGAUCUACACACGAAGAAUAUAAUUAUCAACAUAAGACUGUGUGAAAAGAGGCUGUUAAAAAUGUAUUGAAGAGAUUCAUUCAUAACGAGUCUGCAAAGCAGAGCGUUAGUGAUGUUCCAGAAGCAGGUCCUGCGCUUCCUGUGGCCCGUCCGAGGGUGCGCAUCACUUCCUGCGCCGCGCCGCCCCUGCAGCUCCAGGCCGACCAAUCAGGGCCGUCCCCCGGAGAACGAGUCUCUGCUGGAGAGCCUGUCUCUGCUCGGGGUGGACCUGUCCUCGGCCCGCAGGCGCCAGCCGGGCGUCUUGAGGAGGCUCCUGACCAACGAGCGAGGCCUGGCCCUGUUCCUGAAGAGCAAGGGGGCGGAGCCGGAGGCGGUGGCCAGCAUCAUCUCCCGCUUCCCUCGCUCCAUCACCCGGUCCUGCCAGCACCUGGAGGAGCGCUGGACGCUCUGGAGGAACGUGUUCAGGAGCGACGCCGAGGUGCUGGGCGUCCUCUCCCGCUCGCCCGAGUCCUUCUUCCGCUCCAGCGACAACGAGAACCUGCAGGAGAACAUCAGCUUCCUGCGGACGCUGGGGAUGACCGGCAGAGACCUGCACCGGCUGCUGACCACGGCGCCGCGGACCUUCUCCAACAGCGUGGAGCUCAACCGGAGCAUGGUGGAGUUCCUGAAGAGCAUGUGCGUGCGCUUCGGCGGCGCCGACCCGCAGAGCUUCGCCCUGGCCGUCAUCUCCAGGAACCUGUACAUCUUCAUCCGCAGCACGGGCCGCAUCCGGGCCAACGUGGACUUCCUGUGCAGCUCGCUCGGGCUGAGCGACGCCGAGGCGCUGGGGCUCUUCCACGGCCACGGGGCGCAGAUCCUGGACGUCUCUCACGAGAGCCUGAAGAAGAACGUCCAGAGGCUGCGGGAGAAGCUGGGCUCCCUGGGCUGCUCCGAGGACCACCUCCGCAGGAUGAUCCUGAACUACUCGCCGGUGCUGUUCGUCUCGUCCGAGCGGCUCAGCGACAAGAUGGACUGUCUGCUGGACGGAGGCGUGCCGCUGGAGAAGAUCCUCCGCAAGCCCAAGAUCCUGGACUUCAGCCUGGACUGCCUCCGCGAGCGUCUGCUGCACCUCAACGCUCUGGGCUACGACUUCCAGAGGAACGGCGUCGCUGUGCUAGACACGAGCAAGAAGCGCUUCUUCAGCAAACUACAGAGACUGAGCCCCGACACGUACGGCUGAGGACACAUCGGCGUGGUUUAGGAGGUCGUCAAGUCUGAAGGAUUACUUGUAUGUAAAGACGUCUGCAUCAGAAGUGAAACGCGUUCAGUUUGAAUAAAGCGGUUUCACAUACAAUUUUUGGAGAAUAAAAUAUCUACAUUUGGAUUGUCGUGCGCAAUUUUAGGGGAAACAAACUUCAAGCAACGUGUGCAUGAUAUAAAAGAAUAAGGAAGUAACACAUUUACAGUUAAAAAUGUGAAAUUACGACUGAUUUCUAUCUGGGGUGAAAGUACUUUUUUGCUGUAAUUAAAGGUUUAUUACACUGAAUCACA